Molecule: messenger RNA, 653 nt
Organism: Plectropomus leopardus (leopard coralgrouper)
Lineage: Eukaryota; Metazoa; Chordata; Actinopteri; Perciformes; Serranidae
Source: RefSeq, a predicted model, not a curated record
AUUUUUCUAUCAGUUCCUUUUGGCCAACGAGAGGACAGUUGCCAAGGAGAUCAGGGACGAGUACGUGGACACGAUGAGCAAGAUUUACUACAGUUACUUCAAGUCGUACAGCGGCAGGCUGCUCAAAGUGCAGUACGAGGAGGUGGCAGACAAAGACGACCUGAUGGGAGUCGAAGACACAGCAAAGAAAGGUUUCUUCUCCAAACCGUCUCUGAAGAGCAGGAACACCAUCUUCACUCUGGGCCAGAGGGGGGCCAUCCUGAGUCCCGCUGAGCUGGAGGGGCCCAUCCUGGUCCCACACACGGCUCAGAGAGGAGACAGCCGGUAUCCCUACGAGACGUUGUUCCGCAGCCAGCACUACGCUCUGCUGGACAACGGCUGCAGGGAGUACCUCUUCCUCUCCGACUUCUUCAUGGUGGCAGGAAACUCCGCCCUCGACCUCUUCAACAGCAUCAUGGGAAAAACUCUCAGCAUGUUCCUGAAGAGCAUGUCCACGUAUGUGUCCGACUGCUACGACAGCAUCGCCGUCUUCCUCUGCAUCCACAUCAUCCUGCGGUUCAGAGCCAUCACCGCCAAGAGGACCAUCCCCGCUCUCGACAAGUCAGUGUCCCGUUAAUGAUCCAGUUUAUCUCAGCAGUGGAAAUGUGUUAUUU